Molecule: messenger RNA, 1534 nt
Organism: Sinocyclocheilus rhinocerous
Lineage: Eukaryota; Metazoa; Chordata; Actinopteri; Cypriniformes; Cyprinidae
Product: type I inositol 1,4,5-trisphosphate 5-phosphatase-like
Exons: 16
Coding region: 305-1489 (394 amino acids)
Biological process (GO): phosphatidylinositol dephosphorylation
Molecular function (GO): inositol-polyphosphate 5-phosphatase activity
Source: RefSeq, a predicted model, not a curated record
GAACUCCGAGGCUGCAGAUGCGUCGACACUGGCUUAAUUCAGCUUAGAAACCUAGUCCAAUUACCAUGCAGACAGGAGGAGAAAUCCCUCCGUGUUCACCGCCGAGCAACUGAAGACCGUGGAGCUCUUUCCUCAUGACAGCAGGACUGGAGAUGCGAGCGUCGCUCUCGUGGGCUCUGUCUUCAGGGCGAGAUAGCUAGACUUUUCUAAAUGUAUCUGUAAGCCUUUUGUUAUUCUUCCACCAAAAAGCUGCGAGUGGGAUUUCCUUCUUUAGAUUAGACUUUUCUCCAGCUGGCUUCUUAUCAUGGAGAUGCACACGAACGUCUUGCUAGUCACUGCAAACGUUGGAUCACUGUUUGACAAUGUGGGUGAGAUUGAAGGAGACUGGCUGCGAGAGUUCUUCAUGAUGGUGCACAUGCAUAAGCCACGCUUCGUCGCCCUGCACUUUCAGGAAGUUGGUGGAAAGGACUAUAUGGUGAACAUGGGCCACGCAGAGAACUUUUUCUGGACCAUAGAGUCCAGCUCUGAGAUGGAUGACUUCGACAGAGUCUGUGUCUAUGUAGACAGUAAUUUCAGGGCUGUUGACAGUUUCACGGCUCUGGGAAGCAUGUAUUUCAUCCACAAGUCACUGAAAAAUAUCCAACAAUAUGACUUCAAUGUGAAGGAGUUUAAAGCCGUCUCAGGCCAUAACAAGUACGUGGGCUCGCUGGAAGGAGUGACUACCAUAGAAAAAGAGAAAUUCUCUAAGAACUUUUGGCCUGAUUUCAAGUGGUCCAGAAAAGGCUACAUGAGGACACGGUGGCUCAUUCACAACCAGGGUUUAGACCUGGUAAACGUUCACCUGUUUCACGACGCCUCCAACCUCAUAGCCUGCAACUCUAGUCCGUCAGUGUAUUCUGCAAACCGAAAGAAAGCUCUCAGAUACGUCAUCAACAGGAUAUCAGAUAGCAGCUACAGUCCUCUCCCCUUCUUCCUGUUUGGGGAUUUCAAUUUCCGCCUUGACACACUUAGUCUAGUACAGAACCUCUCCAUGUCGGCUGAUAUCCUGACGGUAAAAAAAGACUGCAGCAACGAGGUAGAAAAAAUCAUUUGUGAGGAGAAAGACAAUGACCACAAGGUCCUCCUUCAUAUAGAGACCAAGCUUUUUGCUUACUUGCACCAGGCCGUAUUCAGAGAAAACGACGGAAAAGAGCUGCUGAAGUACGAUAAGGAGAUCUCUGCAUUCCACGACGUCAUCACAGAGGAGGAGAUCCACUUUCCUCCCAGUUAUCCAUACAGUGAAGACUACACUAAACCUACACAGUACAUGAACACGCGAUGCCCGGCAUGGUGCGACCGCAUCCUAAUGUCCCACAGCGCCAGAGACAUCAUCCACCGGAGGGAGGAGGGUGAGAGUGGUGUUGUUUAUAACACACUGGGCUCCAACGUCUGCAUGGGAGACCACAAGCCGGUUUUCCUGUUUUUUCCAAUGAAGACAAUUACACAUUGACACACAAUACUGGAAGAGUCAGGGGGUGAGGCAUCCUGUGUUUUU